AUGGUUGUGCCUCUUUGUAGAUGUCGAGUACUGUAUAUCGGAUCAGCAGUGCCUAUAGUCACUAAAGAUGGUUUACAAGGAAUUCAGCAACCACUUCGUGAACGAUAUCCCGUUGAAGAAGUCACCGACACUAAGGGAAUCGAUAGCUGGUUAUCUGUUUGGUCAAAUGGAAUCCUUCUCGAAUAUAUUGAAGGAGAGCAAAAGAGUGAAACAGCCUUUUUCCCAAUCAACACUCUUCACUAUUGUGCCGCUGUUCGCUACGUGAAUGUCACUGGAUAUGCGAUUGAAGGCGGAGGAGAGAAAUUUCUUCCUUUGGAUUCACCAUUUGCCAACUUGCCCGAUUCCCCACAUCCUCCAAUCUUUGCGGCGAUUUUUCGCCGAACUACUGGAGUCAAAGUUCUCGAAUGCCAUGGUUUUAUCUGCACAAACAAUCGUGCCGCCAAUGCACUCGUUCGAUGUUGUUUUCAUGCAUAUGCUGACUCUAUCUAUUUAAAGAUAGAUGAUAAGAUUCCUGGAUUGAAAGCAAUCAAAGGUGGGGAAGAUGAAAGAGGUCUUUCGUCACCUCAGCCACCACCUCGUUCUCCAUCACCACCAAAUUUAGAUGAUCCUGAAGAACUUGAUGGUCGAAAAUUAACCACAUUAGCUGGAUGGGAACGUCGACAACAAAACGGAGACUAUGAUUCAGUCUCAAUGUCUUCCACUUUAGGUCGUACCCCAAUGGCAAAGAAAGCAGCGAGUGAAAGCGGUACGGCCGCUCGUCAUGCAAUUGUACCAUAUGGAGCACACCGAAGAGCUGGAUCUGAAACCGAUCUCUAUGGCCCUGUUUCCCCGGCAAUGGCAAGAAUGGGGCCUCCACCACCACCACAUAUGCGCGGUUUCCCUCCUCAUCCGUUUAUGCCACCAUUUUUCCCUCCACCAUUCAUGAUGCCAGGAAUGAAGCCGCCACCACCUCCACCACCUCAUCUGAGACAUCCACCGCCUUUCAUGCCACCAUUCGGAAUGCCUCCACCACCACCAGGAAUGCCUCCACCACCACCAGGUGCCCGUCUUCCUCCACCACCACCUUUUCGAGGAUUUCCCCCACAUCCAUUCCUUCAAAAUCCAUUCUUCCCACCUCCUCCACCACAUUUUUUCCAUUCAUACAGGCCACAAAGCCCAAUCGCUGAAGCUGGAACCGGUCCAAUAAUCACAUCUGCUGACAGCAUGUAUGGAACCAUUCCUAGAGGUCGAGCUUUCGAGGAACCAGCUUAUGUUAGUGAAAUGUCAGGGAUCCCAGAAGCAAGCUAUGCUCCACACGGAUAUCGUCAGCACUACGAAAGCAUGGAUACACUACGUAGAGGAGCCCCUCGAAAGGGACCAGGCUCAUCAGCUGCAUCGGUACGAGGCGAGACUUCGUCAGCUGCUGCUUGGGAUGCUUAUGAGGCUGGGAUCUAUCGAAGACCGCAUUUAAAUGAAAAGGCUUUCUCGGGAACGUUGAGAUCAGAACGAGAACGAGAGUCGCAAACGAUCGAGAGUGAGAUUCGAGAGACCCGUCCCGACACGCCACCCGUCGACUAUGAGGCUUUUGAAGGAUUGCACAUCUCCGAGAAAUCGAAAAACAAUGCCCAUCAACGCUCGGCUGUUUAU
Molecule: messenger RNA, 1626 nt
Organism: Mesorhabditis belari
Lineage: Eukaryota; Metazoa; Nematoda; Chromadorea; Rhabditida; Rhabditidae
Source: the annotation of a GenBank genome assembly